AAAAACAUUGCGGCAAACGUCAACAGCAAAAAGGGUGACAAAAACGGAAUUACAUAAAAAGGUACCAAUCUUUCGGGACAGGAUUGCUUUACGUUCCGUGGCCCGGGCCUAGAAAUAGGAUUUGGACCGCUACGAACCCUAAACGCCCGUAAACGAUGGCCUCCAUCCUGCGCUCCUUCGCCUCGGCAUUCGCCAAGAGCGGCAUGCUCGGCGCAAACGGUAUUUCCCGUGCUGCUCCAACAGUAAUGCUCCGCUACAAGUCCACCGAACCGGCGGCCGAAUCGCGACCGACCGUCCGCAAGCCGGAUGCCGCCGCCCGGUCGGAGCUGUCCGAGUUUGGCAAGUACGUCGCGGAGUGCAUGCCCAAGUACGUGCAGAAGGUGCAGCUGACGUCCGGCGAUGAGCUGGAGGUGCUGAUCGCGCCGGAAGGCGUCGUGCCGGUGCUGCAGUUCCUGAAGGACCACCACAACGCACAGUUCGCCAACCUGGUCGACAUUGCCGGCAUGGAUGUGCCGUCCCGGCCGUACCGCUUCGAGAUCAUCUACAACAUACUGUCGCUGCGGUACAACUCGCGCAUCCGCGUCAAGACGUACACCGACGAGCUGACGCCGAUCGACUCGUGCAACGAGGUGUUCAAAGCGGCCAACUGGUACGAGCGCGAGAUCUGGGACAUGUACGGCGUGUUCUUCGCGAACCAUCCCGACCUGCGCCGCAUCCUGACCGACUACGGGUUCGAGGGGCAUCCGCAGCGCCGCGACUUCCCGCUGAGCGGGUACGUCGAGCUGCGGUACGACGACGAGAAGAAGCGGGUCGUGUGCGAACCGCUCGAGCUCGCCCAGGAGUUCCGCAAGUUUGAUCUGUCCGCACCGUGGGAACAGUUCCCGAACUUCCGCAACGCCAAUCCGGCCACGGAGGAGGUUGCCACCAAGCCGGCGGAAAAGUAAGGCGGAAGAGGGAAGGAGGGAGAGAGUGAGUGCAAAAUCGAACGCAUGGCAGUUGCGGUGUUGGUGAGCGUUGAAUCGUUUUCGUUCUUAGGCUGAAAUAUAACCGGAUACACUACUGUA
Messenger RNA from Anopheles merus, 1064 nucleotides. RefSeq names its product NADH dehydrogenase [ubiquinone] iron-sulfur protein 3, mitochondrial (gene ND-30). The coding region runs from base 156 to 944 and encodes 262 amino acids. Gene Ontology annotation, molecular function: NADH dehydrogenase (ubiquinone) activity. Lineage: Eukaryota; Metazoa; Arthropoda; Insecta; Diptera; Culicidae. The record is from RefSeq and is a predicted model, not a curated record. The transcript has 3 exons.